This is a messenger RNA of Ctenocephalides felis (cat flea), 7906 nucleotides long. RefSeq names its product zinc finger homeobox protein 3 (gene zfh2). Gene Ontology annotation, molecular function: RNA polymerase II cis-regulatory region sequence-specific DNA binding; DNA-binding transcription factor activity, RNA polymerase II-specific; zinc ion binding. The record is from RefSeq and is a predicted model, not a curated record. Gene Ontology annotation, biological process: regulation of transcription by RNA polymerase II. NCBI's taxonomy places the organism in Eukaryota, Metazoa, Arthropoda, Insecta, Siphonaptera, Pulicidae. The transcript has 3 exons. Gene Ontology annotation, cellular component: nucleus. Bases 95 to 7906 code for a protein of 2603 amino acids.
GAUUAGUCCUCAAGGCCAAGAACAUCGUUCUACUCCCCCACAAGGGGAUAGAUCGAAUGCACCAACAACGGGAGAUUCAGGAAACGGCGCCCCAAUGGGGGUUCACUUAGGAGUUUCGAAUGCACUGGAGCAAGCGAGAAAACGGAGAAGAAAACGAGAAGAUCCGCAAAGUUGUUUUGGAUCGACAAAUAUAGAGUUAUCAGAGGAUGAAUCAGGAGAUGAUGAGUUGCAGCAGGAUAAUACGAGAAUUCAAGAUGGUAUGCUUUAUAAUUCGGAUAGUAAUCGACAAUACCAAACAUCGGAAACGACAAGGCGGGAUUCAAGUACAUUCGAAGAUGAAACUGCUUCUAACAACGAAAUGAGAGGUGAUCAACUCCGACCGGGUGAUGUGGAACAAUUCGAAGGCAGAAUUGUUUAUAACCCGGAUGGAUCUGCUUAUAUAAUUGAAGAUUCGGAUUUGUCUGAAGACGGUUCCUUACCAGGUUUAAGAGAUGGGUGUAUUAUUGACGGACGGGGUCUGCAAGCGCCGCCUUCGGUACCUAAAGUAGAUUCUGCCCAUUAUUUAGCGGCCCCGGCUCCUGCACCUCAUUUAAGCACACCACCUCCAGUUAUGCAUUCUUUUCGUGUAUUAAGUGCAAGGGAUGUUCAGCAAGAUGAUCAAAAUAGAACCCCAUCAACACCCAAUAAACCCAUAUUAAUGUGUUUUGUUUGCAAAUUAAGUUUUGGACAUGCAAAGGCAUUUGCCUCCCAUGCGUCACAAGAUCAUUCAUUGGAUUUAUCGGAAGAUGAAUUAAAAUUAUUAGCUAGAGAAUCGGCUUCUGCAAUUGUGCAAAGGGGAGGCGACUCUCAAAAACUUGUAGUAUCCUUCUUAGAACCUUUAGAACCAGCAUUGCCACCGCAACAGCCACAACCAGUUCAACAACAAAUUCAAUUAAGUGUCAAGUCACAACAACAAUUACUGCAACAAUCAUUUAUGAAUAGAAAAAGUCCAAGCAUGUCACCUCCAGGAAAUUUAUUAAGUCACUUACAACAACAGCAGCAUAACUUAAAUGCUGCACAAAGUCUCGCAAUGCAGAAUCUCCAAAACAGUCAAAACCUAAUGAGCGGCACUACGAUAGGUGCAUGUCCAGAACAUAUUACCACUGGACGACCAAUAGGAACCGAUUGCCAACGAUGUGAAAUCAUGUUGGGUCGAUUAGGUGUAUCAACGCCAAAUCAAAAUCAAUCACAGCAAACACCACCACAUUCACGAAAUUCAUGCAAAACGCUAAAAUGCCCUAAGUGCAAUUGGCAUUAUAAAUAUCAAGAAACUUUAGAAAUACAUAUGAAAGAAAAACAUCCGGACGGUGAAUCUGCGUGUGCAUUUUGCUUAGCAGGUCAGCCUCAUCCACGUUUGGCACGUGGUGAAACGUAUACGUGUGGCUAUAAACCUUACAGAUGUGAAGUAUGCAAUUAUAGCACAACAACCAAAGGCAACUUAUCUAUACAUAUGCAAAGUGAUAAACAUUUAAAUAAUAUGCAAGAAUUACAAUCAUCAGGUGGACAAUCUAACAUCACCUCAAUGAAUCAUGAAAACAGAGGAACAUCGCCUAAAAUUCAACCUCCAUCCAUGCUUCAACAACCACCACAAUCGCAAAUUAAUUCGAAUAAACCAAAACCUACAUUUCGUUGUGAUGUGUGUUCAUAUGAAACUGGAGUUGCACGCAACUUGCGGAUUCAUAUGACAUCGGAAAAGCACACGCAUAACAUGGCAGUUUUGCAGCAAAAUGUGAAGCAUUUGCAAGCAUUGAGUGCACUGCAUAUGCAACAGCAACAUCAGCAAUUGGCAAAUGUUGUAGAUCAACAGCAAAUCCCAACUGCUGAAGCAGCUCUAGCUGACAUGGCUUACAGUCAAGCGCUCAUGAUUCAAUUGAUGACUGGCGGAGCAAUGCCAAAUACGGGGGCAGCUAAUAUGGCUGUUAAUUCCGGCACUUCCGAAUUACCUCCACAUCUAGAUUUGGGUUUGAAUCCCGAAGCUAUGGAACCACCACCAGAACCUGCGGAUCCCGAACCUAGUUUUUUAUACUCGUGUUUGGUGUGUGGUUGCUUUCACACAGACAAUUUGGAGCAACUGGGUUUGCAUCUAGCCCAAGACAGGACAAGAUCGAGAGAGCAAGAUGUGCUUAGUUUGAUAAAUGGACAUUAUGUUUGCAGGCUAUGUUCAUAUAAAACUAACUUAAAAGCGAACUUCCAGUUGCAUUGUAAAACUGACAAACACUUGCAAAGAUUACAGCAUGUAAAUCAUGUCAGAGAGGGUGGCCCAAGAAAUGAAUGGAAGCUAAAGUAUCCUUCAGCAGGAUCUGUACAGCUGCGAUGCCACGCAUGUGAUUAUUAUACAAACUCAGCGCACAAGUUGCAAAUGCAUGCUGCUGGCGGCAGGCACGAUGCUGCAAGGACGCUCUUCCGAUACCUAACAGAAUCUGCGUCAAAUGCUGUUGCGAAAAGUGAGUUCGGAGGCGGCAAAAGUGAUUAUUCUAUGACGAAAACGUAUUUGUGUCGUUUGUGCGGACAUCGUGCUGCUAACAAAUUGCAACUCCUGCAGCACGUUAGAAGUAUGAUGCAUUUGAGAAUGGAGCACCAGCAUCAAUUGAUGAAGAGGGCUGAUGGCAGUGACGGCCAAACAGAUUUAGCUGAUGUAUUCCAUGUCGUACUGGAGAAGCAAGAACCAAUGGAUAUAAAACCGGAUUUCAGUAAAGAAUCUCCCGAGCAUCCCACAUUUGGCUCGGACCAGUCACAAAAUCAACCACCGAACCAACAGACACCUACAACACCAAAUAAUCCGCUUGCAGAGCAACAGAGCAGUCCUAUUACAUCUACUACAACAAAUCAACAGAAUUUAACUUGUCCGUUCUGCAGUUUUACAUGCGAUUCGGAUUCAAGACUACAGCAGCAUAUGCAGACUACUCAUCAACCAGAAGCACCUCCGAAAAGCCCAGAUGCACCUCCACUUCUAUGCCCUCUCUGCCAGGACGGUUUCAAGGAAAGAUCUACCCUUGAGAAACAUGUUAUGCAAAUUCACUCCGUAAAUGCAGAAGGUUUGCAAAGGUUAUUAAUGCUAGUAGAUCAAAGUCAUUGGUUGAAUAGGUCGAAUUCGACACCGGAAUCGAAUGAAACAUCGGCAAAUAGUAGUCAAGAAGAAGAGAAAUGCCCGCAAUGCAGUACAGUUUUUCGCACUAAUGACGAAUUGUGUUUGCAUAGAUUAGAAACGGGUCAUUUGUCUGGAAACGCUUGUCCGAAAAGUGGAUGUGGGCAAAGUUUUUCCCAUGCUACUGCGUUAAUGAGCCAUUUCCGCGAUGCUCAUGCUAUAAAUCAGACGCCGACCGGCGCCUUGGUAUCUGAAAGACAUGUUUACAAAUAUCGUUGUAAUCAAUGCAGUUUGGCAUUCAAAACGCUGGAUAAACUAACAGCGCAUUCACAUUAUCAUGCUAUGCGCGAUGCGACGAGGUGCUCAAAAUGCGGAAGGGGUUUCAGGUCAGCCGGUGCUUUGCAACGACAUCUGGAAACUUCGCACUGCGACGAAGAAAAUGCUCAACAAAAUCAAGUUGAGGAUUUAACUGGCGAAAACGAAUCUAUCGAACCUGAUAUGGACGACCCUCAAAGGUUACUAGAAGACUACCUUAAUAGCCCAGCACUAGCAGAGGAAGGCUAUAAUGAUCCAAACCGAAAGCAUAAAUGUCAUAGAUGUAGAGCAGCAUUUACAUCACAAGCUCAUUUGAGUGCUCACAAUAAAAGCUUGCAACAUCGAAGGGGCGAAAAAUUGGCAUAUCCUUUAGAAAAAUUUUUAGAUCCAAAUCGUCCUUUCAAGUGCGAUGUCUGCAAAGAAUCAUUUACUCAGAAAAAUAUAUUGUUAGUACAUUACAAUAGCGUAAGUCAUCUGCAUAAACUGAAACGAGCAGCGCUGCAAGACAAUAAUAAUUUGCCGAAUGUGAAUAACACUCAACAAUCUCCGCAAAAUCAACCUGAGUCAAUACCAAGCCCUACUGGAAAUACAAUUUCUUCAGAUGAUGAGAAAAAACCAUUCCGCUGCGAUAUAUGCAGAGUAGCUUACGCACAAGGUAGCACUUUAGACAUACAUAUGCGUUCGGUUUUACAUCAGACAAGAGCUUGUCGCUUACAAAAUCCUGAAAAUAUGCAGAACUUGCCAAACACAUCUCCAACUCCUCCAACAGUGAGCAGCCCUGAUACUUUGACGCCUUCAUCACCUAACGCUCUGUCAACUAUGCUGCAAGAUGGUAAGAAAGCAACAAAUCCUUCCCAACAAAUGUAUAAAACAUUAUUAGAAAGUUUUGGUUUUGAUUUAGUCAUGCAAUAUAAUGAAGCAAAGAAUGCAUCACCCCCGAGGCAAGAAACGCCGAAGGAAAUUCCGAAUGAAGUUGGUCCGUAUACUUGUCAACAUUGCCACAAAUCAUUUUCAUCUAUAUUUGUAUUGAAAACGCAUUGCGAAGAGGUACAUCGUGAUAAAGUUCCUCUGGAGUUUUUGGAACAGUUUGCGGAACAUUUUAAAACUGAAUACGAAAAGAAAUCUGGUAUGGAUGAAACAAAUACUGAGCAGGCACAAGAUUCACAAACACAAGAUUCAUCAUCAACAACCGAUACACCGGGUAUUCCGCCACAAAUUUCAUCUCAAAAUCCCCAGUUGAAUCAGUUAACACAACAACAGCAGCAAAACUUACAGCAAAUGCAACUGAUGAAUGAAAUGCAGGCAGCACUAAAUGUAAUGCAAUUCCAUCCAAUGAUGGCACAAAUGAUGUCGAUGGGUUUGCCAUUAGGCCUGAAUAUGAAUGCGUUGGCAGCUAUGAAUUUACAACCACCACUAGUACCACUAAUGAUGCCGCCACCUCCGUAUGGGUCGGACGCCAUGGGUCAACAAAUACCACACAGUCCUCAGGCGGGAGCGGAUAAUUCAAUGCUGGCCAAACAACAUGCCGCUGUUAUGAUGCAACAACAACAGGCAAAUGCUGCAGCUAACCAAAAAAGAGCGCGGACGCGCAUUACCGAUGAACAAUUGAAGAUUCUGCGAGCUCAUUUCGAUAUAAAUAAUUCACCUUCCGAAGAAGCUAUUUUGGAAAUGGCAACUAGGAGUUCAUUACCACCGAAAGUAAUCAAGCAUUGGUUUAGGAAUACUUUAUUCAAAGAGCGCCAACGAAACAAAGAUUCACCUUAUAAUUUCAACAAUCCGCCUUCAACCACUUUAAAUCUAGAAGAAUAUGAAAAAACGGGCGAAGCAAAAGUCACACAACUUAACUCAAGCUCAAGUAGCCAGGAAGACGCCUCAAGCGGUGCGCCUCCAGCAGCUAAAAGAAUGAAAACAAGUACACCGACGAACGAAAAUUCAGAACAGAGUAUAAAGAAUGAACCUAUGGAUCAUCAUGAAAAUGCUGCUGAAGAUUAUUCAAAGUAUCAUUAUGAUACUAAACCGCAAAGUCCAGCACAAAGUUUAUCAGGAUCAGAGGCUAUGCUGUCCAGGCCCCAGUCGCCAAUCAAUCAACAUCACUUAACUUUGUCAUCUUUAGUUCAAUCGCAGUUAGAUUCUAUACCCGCCUGUACUAUUCCAGCAAUGCUACCUCCUCCAAGAGUGUCGAAUCAAAAUCAAUUUGCUAGUCCGCCUGGCGCACCUAAUCUAAAUCUGACAACAGACAUGUCUGGAAAUUCAAGUAAUGGGUCAUCCAGUUCUGGCUCUUCGGGAAAACGAGCUAAUCGCACAAGAUUUACGGACUAUCAAAUCAAAGUAUUGCAAGAAUUUUUUGAAAACAACGCUUAUCCAAAAGAUGAUGAUUUGGAAUACUUAUCAAAAUUGCUUGGUUUAUCGCCACGGGUAAUAGUUGUAUGGUUCCAAAAUGCGCGACAAAAAGCACGCAAAGUUUACGAAAAUCAGCCAGCUCAAGAAACAACACCACCACCAUCUGGCGUAGAUGAUCCAAAUCGUUUUCAAAGGACACCUGGAUUGAAUUAUCAGUGCAAAAAAUGUCAGCUAGUUUUCCAAAGAUACUAUGAACUGAUACGUCAUCAGAAAACACAUUGUUUUAAAGAAGAAGAUGCCAGGCGAUCCGCACAAGCACAGGCCGCUGCAGCCCAAGUGGCAGCGAGUUUGAGUAGCGAGGAUUCUAAUUCAAGUACCAUUGAUCAGAAUCAACAACAACAUAAUCCGCUCAACAUGCAGCAACAACCACCUAUGCAAACACCACCACAGCAUUUACAGUCGCCAAUAAUGAAUAACCCACCAGCAAAUUUAUCUCAACCGCAACAGAUGAUACCAGAACCUCAAAGUCCGAAUCAGCAGCAACCUCAACCACAAACGCAAGCAGUUCCUACUGGAGGAGAUGUCAGCCCCCAACCAUCAAAUUUUCAAUGUGAUAAAUGUCAGUUAGUGUUCAAUCGCUUCGAAUUAUGGCGCGAACAUCAGUUAGUGCAUUUGAUGAACCCAGGUUUAUUUCCACCAGCUUAUCCGCCAGAUAGCCCAUUUGGAAUACUGCAACAACUUGGCGGCCAGGCAGACCAAAAGCUUUUGAAAAUGGAUGAUUAUGAUACUGAUAAUCAAGAUGGUCAAAGUCAGAGCCCAAGAGACAAAAGGCUGCGAACGACAAUCCUUCCAGAACAACUAGAUUAUCUGUACCAAAAAUAUCAACAAGAAUCGAAUCCUUCUAGAAAAAUGCUUGAAACGAUAGCAAGAGAUGUUGGACUAAAGAAGCGAGUUGUUCAAGUAUGGUUUCAAAAUACUAGAGCUAGGGAACGCAAAGGACAAUUUAGAGCGCACGCACAAGUCAUAAACAAAAGAUGUCCUUUCUGUCCAGCAUUAUUCAAAGUUAAAUCAGCUCUAGAAACACAUUUGACUGCAAAGCACGCCGAACAAUGCUCUAGAAAUGAAAUUAACAUCGAUGCAUUACCUGAUGAGGAAUUAAGUACAGAGAGUGAAAAUUGUGGAGCUAAAAAUAUGCCACCGCCGAGUUUAUACGCACCGUUGCAGGACGUAGAAGCAUUGUUGAAAAGAUGUUAUGGUGAAGAUUCAAUGCGAAGGUAUAUGGAAUCAACGGAUGAUAAUAAUCCGCAGCCUACAUUGAGAGAAGGAGAAAUCCCUUUAGAUUUAAGCAAACCUUUACCAAAAGCAGAAGGUUGUGAUUCUUUAUCAGAUAUGUCUGAAAUAUCUUUGAGUUGUGAUUUUUACGACGAGGAAGGCGGACCGAUUAGUCCAGCCAGUAGUACGCAAUCGAGCAGGGGUGGUCAAAAUUUGCCAAAUUCGACAAAAAGAUUCAGAACACAAAUGUCAGCUUUGCAAGUCAGAAUGUUAAAAUCAUUAUUUUCUGAUUAUGCUACACCAUCAAUGAGCGAGUGCGAAUUCAUUGGGCGAGAAGUAGGAUUGCCGAAGCGGGUUGUACAAGUGUGGUUCCAAAAUGCACGUGCAAAGGAUAAGAAGGCGCGUCAAAAUAGUGCCGAUCCGCAAAGCGUUCCUCGAACACCAGAGGAAUGUCGCAUUUGCGAUGUUGAAUAUUCACCUAAACUAUGCUUGCAAGAACAUUUGUUUUCGGUUGGUCAUAUACAACAACUGAAACAAUUCUUAGAGCAACAAGAAGGACUGACAAUGGGAAUGAAUAAUGGUCAAGAACAGUUUACAAUGCCGCCGCCCCCACAAAUGGAUCCAAAUGUGAAUAACACAUCGCAGCAAGCAGCCGCAAACGCAUUAUUACUCCAAAUGGCAGCUGCCGCGACAAAAGGAUUUGGAUCUGGAGGCGGCACGGGAGCGCAAAAUGCAGAACAAGAACAACUCCUGCAGCAGCUGUACGGUCUAGCAGCGCUGCAACAGCAGCAAAGCCAGAAUCCUUCAUUUUUGCCGCCGAUGCUGGGAGCCAAUGGUGAGUGGUGCAGUUAUUAA